Molecule: messenger RNA, 869 nt
Organism: Staurois parvus
Lineage: Eukaryota; Metazoa; Chordata; Amphibia; Anura; Ranidae
Source: the annotation of a GenBank genome assembly
UCAGGCACGACAACGGGCAUCGGGUCACCAGGCAUCAGAUCAUUUGGCUCGCCAGUGGGCACCGAGUCAGCAGGCACGACAGUGGGCAUCAGGUCAUUUGGCUCGACAGCGGGCACCGCGUCAUCUGGCAAGGCAGUGGGCACCGAGUCACCAGGCACGACAGUGGGCUCUGAGUCAAUUGGCACGACAGCGGGCACUGGGUCAUCAGGUACCGGAUCGUCUGGAUCGACAGCGGGCAUCGGGUCACCAGGUAUGACAGCGGGCACUGGGUCACCAGGCAUCACAGCGGGCACUGGGUCAUCAGGCAUUGGAUCGUCUGGCUCGACAGCGGGCAUCGGGUCACCAGGUAUGACAGUGGGCUCCGAGUCACCAGGCAUGACCGCGGGCACUGGGUCAGACAUUGGAUCGUCUGGCUCGACAGCGGGCAUCGGGUCACCAGGCAUGACAGCGGGCACUGGGUCAUCAGGCAUUGGAUCGUCUGGCUCGACAGUGGGCACGGGGUCAUCAGGCGUGAUAGGAUCAUCAAGCUGGAUCAGUUCAUCAGGCUGGGUACAGGCAUCAGGCUGGAUACAGGCAUCAGGCUGAAGUGCGGGUGCCGAGGCACCAGGCUGAACCACGGAAGGCAGGUUCUCCGGUUUGGAUACUGGCAGGAUGGUACUGGUUGGAAAGAAUUUCCGCUUUUUUCUGGUUUUAACUACUGGGGCACUGCAAGUAAACGCAGGUCUGCAAACGAAUGGAGCAGCUGAGGACAGAGAAGAGCUGGAAGAUGGAACAGAGGAGGGAGCAGUUGCUACAGAGGACUUCUUUACAGGGUUAAAGAAAGGAUAGGUGCAGCGAGUGGGAGCAGAGGACUGGUAUGUGGUAGUUAG